UUCCUCCAGCAGAAUUUCAGCUCACGUUAUGUUUUCUCGCAUGCCAGUAUCAAUUCUGCUUCUUGUAAAUAUUUGCUACGUUGUCUUUGGGUCUGAUGUACAAGGCGAUUGCUCGAAAGAUGGUUCUUGUGAUGGGGAUGAGGAAAAACGAAGCAAAGCAAAGUACACCAUGAAAGAAUCAUGGAAAAAAUAUCUACAAAAAAUAGACCAAGCUACAGCCACAUACCAAGAUUGCUCAAACAAAAAAUGUGGUUGCUACAGUGAUGUGAUUGAUGAGGAUUUAAGAAUCUGGAAAGACAGGGGAGGAGUCACAAAGGCAGACUUUGACAGUUCUGCUGAUCGUGGUGUCCACUAUCAGAUAAUUGAUCAUAAACUCUACAGAGAAGAAAAGUGCAUGUUUACAUUCAGAUGUAAAGGAGUUGAACAUUUUAUCCUGGAGAUUAUUGACAAGUUACCAGACAUGGAGAUGAGAAUCAAUGUCAGGGACUAUCCACAGGUUCCAAAGUGGUCAAAUCCUCAGCCUGUAUUCUCAUUUAGUAAGACAGGUAAUGAGAAUGACAUCAUGUAUCCAGCAUGGACAUUUUGGGAAGGGGGGCCAGCAGUGUGGCCAAUCUACCCCACAGGACUGGGGAGAUGGGAUCUAAUGAGAGAUGAGAUAGACAAAAAAGCCAGCAAAUGGCCUUGGGAGAAAAAGCAGGCAAAGGCAUUUUUUAGAGGAUCAAGGACAUCUGCUGAGAGAGAUCCUCUAGUGCUGUUAUCACGUGAGGACUCAAGCCUCGUGGAUGCACAGUACACCAAGAAUCAGGCCUGGAGGUCUGAUGCUGACACACUAUAUGCUCCACCCGCCAAAGAGAUCAAGCUCGAAGACCACUGUGAAUACAGAUACCUGUUCAACUUUCGUGGAGUAGCAGCCAGUUUUAGAUUCAAGCAUCUUUUCCUUUGCAAGUCACUAGUGUUUCACGUAGGAGACGAAUGGCUUGAAUUCUUUUACCGGGCUUUGAAGCCCUGGGUCCACUAUAUACCCGUUGGAACAGAUCUCAACAAUGCUAGGGACCUUAUAGAAUUCGCUAAAGCGAAUGAUGACGUUGCGAAACGAGUGGCUGAAAGGGGAUAUCAAUUUAUAAAAGAUCAUCUACGACUCAAAGAUGUGAAAUGUUACUGGAAAAAAUUGUUGAAGAACUACGCCAAACUGAUGCAGUGGAAACCCGAAAGAAACACUAGGUUUCAACAAAUAACAGCAUAGGCACAAGAAUUAAUUUAAAUUGCAAUCUUAGGAUAUAGCCUUCCCUUGAAAAUACAGAAAACGUGAACACCAAAAUUAUUCAUGGACGUUUUUGCGCCGGUUUCAAGGAAAUCUUCUCUGGUUCGUCAUUUACAAACUUUACAAGUGUUCUCUCGACAUCUAAAGUGGGUUGUUACGCCGUAAACUGAUAGGCAGUGCUGUUUUUUGCCGUAGUAAAAUAAAAUUUAGUUUUCCAUUGGUUAGCGAUGUGAUAAACGAUAGGUUUUUGAGCAAUCAUGGCGCUCGUAGAAUCUCAGUUAUUUUACAAAGCCGUUUGCAAGCGAUUGCUGAACUUCUUUGUGAUUGGUCAAUACUCAAUUGACGUGUUGAUAUCAAAUUUGGGUGUCCACGGUUUUCUGAGUUUCAUAUUAAAAGCACAUUUUAUAUCGUGUGAGGACAAGGACUAGAAAGUCUUUACUCACUCGUGACCAUGAUAACUGGA
Molecule: messenger RNA, 1724 nt
Organism: Stylophora pistillata
Lineage: Eukaryota; Metazoa; Cnidaria; Anthozoa; Scleractinia; Pocilloporidae
Product: protein O-glucosyltransferase 1
Cellular component (GO): endomembrane system
Molecular function (GO): UDP-xylosyltransferase activity; UDP-glucosyltransferase activity
Source: RefSeq, a predicted model, not a curated record